Molecule: messenger RNA, 783 nt
Organism: Dioszegia hungarica
Lineage: Eukaryota; Fungi; Basidiomycota; Tremellomycetes; Tremellales; Bulleribasidiaceae
Product: synaptobrevin-domain-containing protein
Exons: 5
Coding region: 1-783 (260 amino acids)
Biological process (GO): vesicle-mediated transport
Cellular component (GO): membrane
Source: RefSeq, a predicted model, not a curated record
AUGUCGCUCAUUCAUACGCUGGUGGCGAGAGGAACAACUGUUUUGGCGGAGUAUGCGGGGAGGGGCGCUGCUGAGUUGAAGCCUGGUACGUCUCGAUGUCAGCAGGCUUUGCAAUGCUUUCGCAGCGCUUGCAGGACCUCGAAUGGGGAGCAUGAAGUCAUCACAGAGUGCUGCUCUCACUGGAGAUCUGUACUGACAGCUGCAGCCGCUCAAAUCGCGAUCCUCGGAAAGAUUCCGCCAAAUGACAGCAAACUGACAUACGUCUGGCAAGAUCGACUGAUCCACUACGUAUCCUCUGCAGGGGUCAUAUAUCUCGUCAUGGCCGAUGACAGUGUUGGUCGGAGAAUGCCCUUCGCCUUCCUUGCCGAGGUUGAGCGACGCUUCACCAACAUGUUCUCGCCGGACGAGAUCGUCUCGGCCAGCUCUCACUCUCUGGGGGACUUUGAAGCGGAGCUUUCAAAGCUCAUGCACCAAUACACCACCGCUCCACCCGCCGAUCCGCUGAAGCAAGCUCGAAGCGAUCUCGACAACGUCAAAGACAUCAUGGUACAGAACAUCGACUCUAUUCUUCAGCGCGGCGAACGGCUGGACUUGCUGGUGGACAAGACGGAUACGCUGGCUGGGCAGGCAUACGCUUUCCGAAGGGGAGCAAGGAACGUGAGGAGACAGCAGUGGUGGCGCAAUACUCGGAUCAUGGUAUUGACUGGGGUCGUCGGUGUGAUCAUCCUGUACCUCUUCAUCGCUCAAUUUUGUGGUCUCUCGCUGAGCAGCUGUCGCUCAUGA